AUGCUGCCGUCCACUGGCCAGCAGCUGGACGACAUUGAUCUGGCGCUGGCCAACGUCGCUGGCGAUGACUUCUCGUUUUGGGCAUUGCAACACUUUGAGAACAAUGUCUCGCCCACCAUGAACCUCAGCGAGGAGAUCCCCAUGCCCACCGACAGAUCUACCCGGACCUUCGAGGACCACCUGGAGAUGGCCGAAGCCCCCGUGCCACAACUGCCAGUUGGGUGGCUACCAGUGCAAGCGCAUCCCAGAGGCAAGCACCCUUAUCCCAAUGAUGAGGAGAAGGAGAUGCUCCAGAAGCAGACCGGCCUCAGCAAGACCCAGAUCACAAACUGGCUCGCCAACACCCGACGCAGGAACAAGAACGCCGUCAGCCAAAGGUCGACGUCGCCCGGUGUGCGGAGUUGGGCGAACCCCAUCGACAUCCCCCAGAGACGGAGAACCCCGGGAUCGCUCGAGCACAUGAAUCCGCUGCAGCGUUGGCAACACUCUCCCCCCGAGAACGAACCCGCGUCUGUGACGGCUAUUGCUCGCGCCGUCAACUCCGCCUCAAGCGUCUCCUCCGGUCUCAACAGCCCCUACAGCGCAAACUUCACUGACGACGGCUCUGGCCGCUCGCUCUGCGAUUCCAACAUCAGCAGUGCCAACACAUCGCGCUCACAGUCGAGUGCGUCGGCCUACUCCUACGGAUCUCGCGGCUCAUUUGGCUCCGGAAGCUCGAUUCCCCGCGGACGCAGGCGGAGGAGAAGAAAGGCCCCAGCCGCCACAACCACCACCCACACUGGCCCGGCCAAGACCUUCCAGUGUACUUUCUGCACCGAAACUUUCAGAACCAAGCACGACUGGCAGCGUCACGAGAAGUCGCUACAUUUGUCACUUGAGCGAUGGGUGUGCUCCCCCAACGGUGCGCAGGCCUUCAACCCUGAGAACGGGCAAAUGUCGUGCGUCUUCUGUGGGGACCCGAACCCGGAUGAAGCACACAUCGACAGCCACAACUACUCGGCCUGUCAAGAGCGGACCAUAGGAGAGCGCACUUUCUAUCGCAAGGACCACUUACGCCAGCACCUGAAGCUGGUCCACGGCACCAACUUCACCGGAUGGUCCAUGGAACAGUGGAAAGCCACGACUCCCGAGAUCCGAUCCCGCUGCGGUUUCUGCGGCACCGUCAUGGAUACCUGGUCCAUCCGUAUCGACCACCUCGCCGCCCACUUCAAGGAGGGUAAAUCCAUGAAGGAUUGGAAGGGUGGCUGGGGUUUCGACAGUCCCGUGCUCGACAUGGUCGAGAAUUCCAUUCCUCCCUAUCUCAUUCACGACGAAAGAAACUCGCCAAAUCCUUACGAAGCAUCACAACCCUCGACAGCUUCGGCACGACAUGCCUUCGAGCUCAUCAAAUCAGAAUUGGCAUUCUACGUUGAUGACUGGUGUGAGAGGGAGGGCAAGCCUCCCUCGGAUGAGGAACUGCAGCGCGCUGCGUGCACUCUGAUAUACGACGCAGAAGAUGUUCCAGGCGCCACCGAAAGCCCCAAAGUCUCAUGGCUGCGGGAUUUGAUAUUCUCGUCUGAUCGCCUGGCACAAGAGGCGAGGUGGACCAGGGUCAAGGGGAUCGACUGCUGGCAGCAGCUCAGAAUCAACGGCAAGACCAACAUUUUCGAGCUUGAUCCAAUGGAGGCCGAGCUCCACGACUACGUCAAGGCGAGGCGUCUGCUGGGCUUGACCGCCAUGGAUAGUGAGCUGCAGGCUGAAGCCUGCAAAAUCAUCCGCCACAUGGAUGAUAAUUCCCGCGAAUCAUCCAACCACGUUGUCCAACUCUUGCUUCGCCUAGCCUCGAGCUCGACUGAAUGGCUGGCCGAUUUUCGGCAGCGGGCUCAUCUGCCGCGGUCUGAAGACCUCGCCGACCCAGGAAAGCGAUCCAAGGACCCGUCCACUAUUGACUCGACGGUCCACAACUUCAGUCGGCUCGAGUCUGAGCUCGCCGAGUACGUACGCGUGCAGAGGACGCUUGGUGUGGAACCCACCGAUGCCGACUUGCAAAAGCAGGCUCGUAUGAUCAUUUACGAGUUGGACGACGCCUGGAACCAGACUGCCGCCGACGAUCCAAUCUGGCUGGCAGCCUUCAAGCAGCGGCACGUGGCUGGUUCCACCGCCGGUGACCUGUUGGGCAAUGCCCCGCUACCCAUUGCUACGACGGCAGAGUUGUGGUGGCCGUCCGUUGCUCAAGGGGGUUCCUCCGGUUUACGCACCCCGUCCCCUUUUUCUAGUGGCAGUGGUAGCCGUAGCGGCAGUGGUAGCGGCGCAUCUCACAAACCCAUCCACAAGCCUGCUAGCCGCACCUUCUACCUCAACGACGCCAACUGCUACCAGCGCCUGGCACGCGAGCUCAAGAAAUGGAUCGCGUCGACCAUGUCGCCCAACAACCCCAACUGCCACGUCCCCAGCGACGAGGAACUCCAACACCAAGCUCGAUGGAUCGUCUACGAAGACGACGAUCCCUGGAACCAAACUGCGGCCGACAAUUUCGAAUGGCUCCGCCGCUUCAAGCGCGACGCCGGUCUCCUCACCGACCCCACCCUUCCAGGCCUCCCCAACACCCUCGCCUGGAACAUGGCCCAGGGCGGAUCGGGCUUCUCCCCGCCCUAUCUCUGCCCUCGCUCAGCUACAGCCAACCAACUCACCCCCUUCCCCACCAUCGCCACCACCACUUCCACCACCACCACCACCACAACUACCACCAACUCCACCCCAUCAGGCUUAGUAAACAUCACCAUCCGCGAAGGCGGCAAGCCCAUCCCCGCCGCCGGCGCCACCGCCAACCGCUUCGUGCGCGGGCUCGGCGAUCCCACGCGCCACGACCCGCCGGCCUCUGUAUUCUGCUCGCGCGAGCUGGAGAACGCCCUCGCCGACUUUGUCACCGGCGCCGUGCUGGCCGGGGGCGGGGGCGCGGCCGCCUUCCCCUCAGACGAGGCGCUGCGCGAGCGGGCGCGUCAGUUCCUGGGUGGGGCUGUGCUGAAGACGCCCGCGGAUGAUAAGGUCUUGUUAGGGCGGUUUGGCGAGGUCAUGAGGAGAAGGUUGGGGUUGUUGCCGUUGGGGGGCCAGGGGGGCCAGGGGGGGCAGGGGCUGGGAGGAGAGCAGCAGCAGCAGCAACAUCAGCAACAGCAGCAGGGUUUGGGUUUGGAUGGGGGGUUGGGGUUGGGGUUUGGGAUGGGAGCUGCGACGGCUUUCGACGGGUGGGAUGGACUUCUCGGCGCCGUCGGAGAUGAAUGCCAUGGAUGCUGA
Messenger RNA from Chaetomium globosum CBS 148.51, 3270 nucleotides. RefSeq lists its product as uncharacterized. The transcript is spliced from 4 exons. The coding region runs from base 1 to 3270 and encodes 1089 amino acids. Lineage: Eukaryota; Fungi; Ascomycota; Sordariomycetes; Sordariales; Chaetomiaceae. The record is from RefSeq and is a predicted model, not a curated record. Gene Ontology annotation, biological process: regulation of DNA-templated transcription. Gene Ontology annotation, molecular function: DNA binding.